Molecule: messenger RNA, 3657 nt
Organism: Fomitopsis serialis
Lineage: Eukaryota; Fungi; Basidiomycota; Agaricomycetes; Polyporales; Fomitopsidaceae
Exons: 8
Coding region: 393-3368 (991 amino acids)
Source: RefSeq, a predicted model, not a curated record
GUGAAGACGGUGUCUGUGGACUCGGAGGUACUGAAAUCCUGAACUGACCGCCUCCGCCACGUGAAAUGCCUAUUCGGGGUGAGCACCACGAAAGUGGCGGAGGAGAGCAACCCGCAUCUCCCAAGCGAACAGCGGGCUCAUCACAGUCGACCACUUUGGACGGGACGGACGCAGCUAUAUUAUAUGAGGCUCCUCUGAGGCAUCGCUGGGCCGAUACCAAACGCGGCUGCUCGCAGUCACACAUUGCACUACACCAUUCUCAGGCCAGACUUGGGCUCUCAUCUACCUCCGAGUCGUCGUGUCAUCUCCGCGUCCCCACAUCAUACAGCCGUCUGCAACGAGGGCCAGUGCUUUAUAGGCACAUCCAGAACACGUUGCGCUAGCGAAACAGAAUGGCCCUCCUACAUCGCCCACCCACACCUGACUCGCCGAUGUCCUCUAGCUUCCAGCGCGUAACACAUAAUAUCGACGACCUGACACUGGCGUUGACCAACUUCUCGCGUGGAUCGUCUCCGGAGCCUCCAGAUAUUGCCAUUUGCUGCUGUGGAAAGGAGGACUGCCAGACGAGCAAGUCAUGGUUAGCAUGGAAGGCCAAGAUGGAGAGUCGGCUGGUACUCAGUGCAGAGGUGGGGCAAGCUCUCCUCGAGAGGCACGAAGCCUUCCUUCGCCGUCGCGAGAGCUCGGCUUCCGUAGCACCGUCUGCCCAGUUAACCGAGACAAUAUCCGGCGAGGAACAGGUCGACGCACGAGUCGCUGAUCUAGUGAGGCAGAAUGCAGUCCUAGAGAAGCGCCUCACACAAGCACUCGUGAACAGCGAAGUCUUGGAGUCCUCUAACAAAGCUGCUGUGCAAGAACUGCAGGAGGCCCGUAGCAACGUGUCCCGUCUGACUGCGCAGAACGCGCGUUCAGUGGGCUGGGAGAAUCGCCUGGCUGUCGCGUUGCAGGAGAAGGACGACAUGCAACAGGAACGCGACAGCGCGACUCAGAGAGCUCGUUUGGCUGAAUCGCGCAUCAGUACUCUGAAAGAGAAGUGUGCUAAGCUUCAAGCACAAGUCACUCGUCUUCGCGAAGACUUAGAGAUGCAGCGGAACCACAGGCAGCAGAUGUCGGAAGAUGUCUUAGCAGAUGCCCGGCGACGCCUAGAGCAAUUGCAACAGUCGCAACUAGGACACGCUGUGAAGACUGAUGACACCGAGGUCAUGAAAGUGCUCGAGUCGCUGGUCGCGGACAACGAAGCGCUCAAACGUGAUAACGCUGAAUUGCAGAACCUCCUUACCGAAGCCCGCGAAGACCUUCAUACUCUUCAGGAAGAGAUGGAGGAGCGGCGAGCUGGCGAUGCAUCAUAUCUGCGACACCGAUACACAAGUAGCGGACAGUCAGAUCUUCCUGACCCAAUAUCCCCUCUCUCUGCGACAUUCCAUGUGGGCACUGCACCUAGUGGGUCUAUGUUACAUACCUGGCAUAGGCAAGGCAAUCUGGGCCGGAGACCCGUUAGUGUAGAGCGGUUAUCCAGACGUGGUUUUGAGCCAUUGACACCUGAGACAGAGCGCCGGCCAUUGUCUCCGACAGACUCUUUAAUCCCUUCAGAGACAAAAUGGACCUCCUUCGCUCGACACCGAUACACCCCUUCUCAUCACAGCUACGAGGACGAUGAGAGCCAUGUUGGCCUGCCAAUGUCCCCGGAAAGAACCCGUGCCCAGAAGUCGCUACUCCUCCUUACCCGUUCGCGCGGUGUGCAGACAGAUGGAUCUCCAGCGGGUAGCUUGGCACCUUCACCUAUCCCUCCCACAUACGGCGAUCGAACUAGCGCUCAGUCGUCGCACGACGGGCUAUCUGAAUCGUCGUCCCUGACAGACGGCCAAUCAGGUCCACUUGGCAUCCUCAUGGAGCGUGUCACCAUGCUGCUGAACAGGCUCACCCAAGCAGAUGCUCUCACUCUGACCAACAGGCUCAAGCGUCAGCGGCUCCUGGGUGCCGACGUCAGCCACCUUUCGCGCACGACCGUGAGCAGCAUCUUGCAUGAAGCCACGACGCUCCGCUCGCACUUCCGCGCAUUCCUGGAGGACGAGAAGGCGAUGAUGACGUGUUCGCGGCGGGACUUGCGCGCUCUCUUCAAGCUAUUCAAGGACAUGUUCUCGGAAAUGGGCCAGAUGCGGGUGACGCUGAACGACGUGAUCCUCGAUCCGUCGGUAGCGGUUAAGGUUAGCGAGAUGGCGCUGAACCCAUCCAAAGCGACUGUUGCACAGAAUCCUGGAGGUGGGGAGACGUCCAACAACCAGGCUUCCUCCGGAUGGAUGGCGCCUAUCUCGAAGUUGCUUGGACUUCCCGGUGGUAAUGCAAACCCCAGCGAGACUGCCGCGAGCCGUGCUCUCUCCCCACCUGCUCGAGGUCGCGCACCUAGUCGGGUCCCGUCACGCAUAGUCCCUAAACGGGAAGCAGUUUUGUCUGCUUCGGCGAUGAACGUCAACGUCGAGUUCAGUGGCACGGUCGUGGGACGUUCGGUCACCAGUACCUACUCCGCACAUCCAGAGCGCGAGGAUAGCAUCAGCAUUCUGUCGAUGCAACACCUACUCAACAAGCCUGUGCAGGAUGCACCCAACCCAUCUCGUAACCUCAUGGGCAUCUUCGCCGGUGCACCGCGUCCAGAGGACAACCCUGACCCGUGGAUCGUCAUCCCCAAGGCGCAGCGGGGGACGCCAAUGCCUAGCAUGGCAAAUACAACAGGGGCUGGGACGAUUGGGCGGUCCGCGACGCUGCGGCGAGCGAGCAGCCGGCUCUCGCGAACGGUCGACGCCAUGAUCGAUGCUGAUCAGGACCGCAGAGAAGAGGAGGACACGCUGGGUGCAUUACUCGAGCGCACGUCGAUCCAUCGAGGGAUGUCGGAUUCGUCCAUCCACAGCACCUUCCUGAGCCAUGGCGGGGAACGGGACCAGCAGGGUAGCCCACGCCGUGAGGCGUUCGGCGAUCCGUCCACACCGCAGGACAGGAACUCCGUACUGCAGGCGCUCAGCAGGCGAAUGCAGACCUUCCGCUUCGGUGGAAUGCCGCCUGCCUCGGAUUCACAGGCGACCGUCACGGAUGCAGCGGGCCCGUCGCCGCCAGAUACGCCUAUGGGUGCGCGCCAAGUGGACGAAGGCGGGCGGGCGACGCCAACGGGGGUUCGCAUGGCUUCUCCCCGUCCCGUGGGCGUUGUCCGCGCUGCGUCGCCGGCGUCAAGAGGGCUAUUUCAGAGUGUGAACCUGUCGUCGUGGGCGACGGCGGCGCUGGACCCGUCGGCGGAUGACCCGACGUAUAUGGCGGGCAGUCCGAGGGAGGAGUUCAUGCAUCGGCCUUGGGGGCGGGAGAGGGAGACUGAGCGGAUGAUCUAAGAGGAGAAGGGCCUGUGUGGAUAGGUGAUCUUAUGGGGAGGUACUGAUACUGUAUGCUCUUACUGAUGGCGGCGGCUUAGACUGGGAAGCCAGGUUUGCUUAUAGAGGCUUUUUGGUACACGUACGGGAACUACUUACUUGGUACGUUAGGAUCGGACUAUUGCACUCGUCGCACGCACGCACACACGUCGCACUUAGUAUUUGUAAGUUAUCGCAUCGGAUCUUAGUAUACCACACUGUAUAUACCCGCCGUCAACGUUCAUUCAGAGGAAUUGAAGUCAACUCUGGC